UGCGUUCGUUUGUUUAUAUGGGAGGUUAUGUGUUGAUAUAGCACUUAUUUAUUAUUAUUUUGUUAUCUGUCUUCUUAGAGCUCUAAUUAGUAUAUUACUUUUAUCAUAACUUUGUAAAGUGCAUUAAAAAUGUUAAUAACAUAGUUUAGCAUACCCCUACGAGUUUUCUGCGAACGUUUUCGUGUGUGAGGUUAUUAGACUGUGUUGUGAAUUUUGGAAGAAUUUAGAUUUCCAUCUAUUAUUUACUGCAGACUGUAUUACGAAGAUAACGGAAUUAGCUCACACAGCACUUAACAAUUAAGUUUUAUUAGUUUGAGUUUAUUUUAUUUGAAUAUUUAACCAUGAGUAAUAAAGGCCAAGAUGGUUCAGUAUCUGGUGGUGGAAAUUUUGUAAAAACGGAUAAAGAAAUUUCCAAUACAAUGUCAUCGUCACUUUAUGCUCUCCAGGUUGCUUUGCAGACAAUGAAAGAAAGAUGUCAACAAUUACAACAAAGAUUAGUAGUUGUAGAAGAUGAAAAUUUGCGACUUCGUAUUGAAAACCAAAGAGUGGGAUCACAUGAAGUUCAAGAAGAAUCCAAAGGAGCUUUAAAUGCUUUACAGGAACAUAUUGCCCAGUUGUCAAGACAGAAGUCACAGUUAACUCAUCAUAUUUACAUGGUGGCAACAGAAAAUAAACAGCUGUGGACACGUCUGUCCAAACUUACAGAAGCAAACCACUCCCUGGGCAGUCAUCUGACAAAAAUAUCCGAUACCUUAAACAAGCAUUCUCUAGGAGAAUCAUCAAAACCCAACCAGUCAAUACAUAUUGUUGACUCAUGUGAAAAGGAAGUCGAUAACGAUGAAAAAGAUGGAAGUUUGGAAGAAAUUUCAUUGAAAAUUAUUAGUAGCAUUAUUAGAGAAAAAAUUGAACUGGAGCAGCAGUGUGAUCAGAUGUCGGCUUUGCAGACUGGAACGCUGAGCGUAGAGGAUUGUGACUUCACUCUGGGGGCAGACUUGACAGAGCAAGAAGAGGUAGCGCAGGAUCUGCGUAAGGUGAUGGAGAAUAUGCGGGAGCAGAAAGAGCAGCUGUUGAAGCAGCAGGCCGGCCUCAGAGCCACCUUAGCGACUCUCACAGCAUUGAUCAAAAAUGGUGGUUUGCCGUGCAAGAAGUGCCGGAAUAAUGAAAAAACAGGAAAUGGGGCAGCGAACACAAGUCAGAACCAGGCACAAGUCUGUGAACCGCCUGAAGACAUGGGAGAUAACAGAGUUGGUGCAGGUGCGGACUUUGAGUACUUCGAUGAGGACCGUAUCUGCCCACUGUGCAGUCAGUUCUUCCACAGAUCUGCCAAGUUUGAGGACUUCCAUAGCCACGUCCUGACUCACUUCUCGGAUGAGGAUGGCGAUUUAGACUCCAUCAUCUCCAACAACUACCACGUCGUCACCAGAGACAAUGUUAAUGAAUAAAAUUGUCACUUGUGUAUUUUUGUGAUUUUCACAACUAAAGUAGUUAGGCAGCAGAGAAUUAUUUGUUAAGAACAAAUUUCUAAUUUGUAAUGUUUGUAUGUUAUCCAUUAAUUUAAUAUUUAGUUUAGUUAUUUCCUAUAAGUUGGUAAGACUGAAGUUUACGUAAAAUCAAAUUGUACACAGUACAUACUAUUUAAUUGUUACUAUUACUAUACUAUUUAAAGUAAGUAAAUAUCUGCUGAUGAAAAAAGUUUGACUAAUACAGCGGACAAUAGGGAAUCUUAGGUAAGUUACCACAGUUCGGUUGAGAACACUGCUGCAGUACUGCUAGCGACUGCCUGGUUUCAACAAGUUAUGGUCUUGGCAGUUUUAUAAGUUAAGUUCUUGUACAUUAUUUUGAUAUACUUGCACCAUUUUUGAACAUUAGAGGUUGAGUGUAAUAGUGAUAAACUUACUGUAAAACCAGUUUCGUGGUGCUAUAUCAUACAAGGGUCAGCCAGAAAAUAAGCAAUGCCUUGUGCAUCGUCGCACUCAUUCCAAUACGUAAUUUUAUUUUUCUUUGUGGUCCUUGUACUAGCAGUUGCAUUAAUUGUUUUUAUAUUAAAAUAGUUGUUACUAUAUGUUUGCAAACAAUGUGUUGCAUUAUUCUAAAGUUGUUUAUGUCAUGUUGUAACAAAAUAACUUAAAUGAUAAUAAAAAUAAUUUUUGUGUUGA
Homalodisca vitripennis (glassy-winged sharpshooter) is the source of this 2156-nucleotide messenger RNA. RefSeq names its product protein spindle-F-like. The transcript is spliced from 5 exons. The record is from RefSeq and is a predicted model, not a curated record. Lineage: Eukaryota; Metazoa; Arthropoda; Insecta; Hemiptera; Cicadellidae. Bases 342 to 1442 code for a protein of 366 amino acids.